Molecule: messenger RNA, 1353 nt
Organism: Penicilliopsis zonata CBS 506.65
Lineage: Eukaryota; Fungi; Ascomycota; Eurotiomycetes; Eurotiales; Aspergillaceae
Exons: 2
Coding region: 1-1353 (450 amino acids)
Biological process (GO): protein K11-linked ubiquitination; anaphase-promoting complex-dependent catabolic process
Cellular component (GO): anaphase-promoting complex
Source: RefSeq, a predicted model, not a curated record
AUGCCUCGCAACCUCCUCCGCCGUCACCCCGCCCCUUCCGCGCGCGAACCAGUCAACAAUACAGACCCAGAUCCAGAAACCCCACAGCUACGCUCGAGUCGAGCUCGACCCGCGCAGGCAGUCGCUCAUCAAUCAUUCCAGACACCGCCUCAGCUCCCAGCUGCCUCGUUACCGCCGCAAUUGCUUCCAUCGUCCGGCCCGACGUUAUCUCAUCCAGCCGCUGCGGCGCAAGCAGCCCUGACGUCGAUGUUUGGGCGCGGGGGCCCUUUUAGGAAUCGACGUCACGUUCAGAUGAUGGACGAGGAUGAUUUCGAGGAAGAAGAACAUGAGGCAGAGGCGGAGUAUUUGGAUGAUGAGCAGGAGGGGUCUACGCAGGGUCCCGACGUCACUUUUGAAGGGGAUGACGACGAGGAAGCACCAGACGCAGACGAGAUGAUCGGAGAUGAACUGGGAGAUGACGAAGAUCUAGAUGCUGAGGACAUUGACGAUCUAACAGGAGAUCGAGAGCGAUCGCCAUCCCCUUUACCUACAAAUCUUCGCGAAAUAUCCUCGCUGGCAUCAUGGACAGUCUCCACGCACAAACCGGGCUGCGGUGUCGCAGCGUUGCGCAACCCCUCGCCCUCGCAGUACUGGCAAUCAGACGGGCCGCAGCCUCACACUCUAACACUACAUUUCUUCAAGCUCGUUGCUGUUGUCAAAAUCAGAGUGUACCUCGACUUCGAUCUCGAUGAGAGCUAUACGCCAACGAAGAUGAUCUUUCUUGCGGGGAUGGGCGGCAACGAUCUCGUCGAGUUUGCCAUUUGGGAAGGCGAAGGGCCAUGCGGCUGGGUCGAUAUCCCACUAGAUGGGGUUGGGGGAAGAAACGGUGGCUGGGCCUCUACACAGCAGAAGCGGAGAAGAAGACGAUUAUCAGGGAAGGGUCACAGUCCUAGGAAGAAGGGUGCGGAUGAUUACUUGUUUUCAGAUUCGGAUGAUCAUGGCGAAUACCAUCAUGAUGAUACCGAUGAAGCAAUGGACGAUGAGACGACUGAUGAUGACGCCGAUGAUAAAUAUUCCGGGAACGUUCUCAAGGCGAUGGUCAUCCAGAUGCGCGUGAUGGAGAACCACCAAAACGGUAAAGAUACCCACGUCCGUGGCUUCCAGGUGUUUGCGUGCGAUGAGGACCGUCGCCGUAUUGGGACCGCUCCCUCUGCUUCGGCCAGUACCCAGGCCCGAAAACAGAGCAUCCGCAAGUCCCUCCGUGCCGGCAAGGAUGACGAUAUGCUCCAUCCAGAGGUAGAUGAGCAGGGAGAUGCAAGAACAGCUACGAACCUGGAGGAGCCAGAUUGGAUGGGCGAGCCUAUCAUCCGAUAA